This is a messenger RNA of Diaporthe citri, 234 nucleotides long. RefSeq lists its product as uncharacterized. The transcript is spliced from 2 exons. The record is from RefSeq and is a predicted model, not a curated record. Bases 1 to 234 code for a protein of 77 amino acids. Lineage: Eukaryota; Fungi; Ascomycota; Sordariomycetes; Diaporthales; Diaporthaceae. Gene Ontology annotation, biological process: mitochondrial electron transport, cytochrome c to oxygen.
AUGUUCUCCCGCGCCGCUGUCCGCGCGACCACCCAGGUCGCUGGCCGCCGAGGCUUCCAUGCCACCCGCUCCCAGAUGUCCUCCCCCUACCACUACGCCGAGGGCCCGUACACCAACAUCCCCUUCAACCCCAAGAAGAAGACCUUUCCCAUCCUGUUCUGGGGCUACUGCGCCACCGGAUUCGCCGCCCCCUUCCUGAUCGCCGCCUGGCAAACCUACAAGCCCCGUUCAUAG